AUGUUUAAAGUAAUUGGUGAAGGAAGACGAGGUGGUAAAACUACUGGUGAAGGACGAGGUCGUAAAACUAUUGGUGAAGGAAGACGAGGUGGUAAAACUAUUGGUGAAGGAAGACGGGGUGGUAAAACUAUUGGUGAAGGACGAGGUCGUAAAACUAUUGGUGAAGGACGAGGUGCUGAAGCUAUCGGUGAAAUAUUGGGACGGGACGGUGAAGCUAUUGGUGAGAUAUUUGGACGAGGUGGUGAAGCUCUGGGUGAGAUAUUAGGACGCGAUGGUGAAGCUAUGGGUGAAAUAUUAGGACGAGGGGGUGAAGCUCUUGGUGAAAUGAUAGGACGAGGCGGUGAAGCUAUUGGUGAGAUAAUUGGACGAGGAGGUGCAGCUAUGGGUGAAAUAUUAGGACGAGGGGGUGAAGCAAUGGGUGAAAUAUUAGGACGAGGAGGUGAAGCUAUGGGUGAAAUAUUAGGACGAGGAGGUGAAGCUAUGGGUGAAAUAUUAGGACGAGGGGGUGAAGCUCUUGGUGAAAUAAUAGGACGAGGCGGUGAAGCUAUUGGUGAGAUAAUUGGACGAGGAGGUGAAGCUAUAGGUGAAAUAUUAGGACGAGGGGGUGAAGCUCUUGGUGAAAUAAUAGGACGAGGCGGUGAAGCUCUUGGUGAAAUGAUAGGACGAGGCGAUGAAGCUAUUGGUGAGAUAAUUGGACGAGGAGGUGCAGCUAUGGGUGAAAUAUUAGGACGAGGGGGUGAAGCUCUUGGUGAAAUAAUAGGACGAGGUGGUGAAGCUAUGGGUGAAAUAAUAGGACGAGGUGGUGAAGCUAUUGGUGAGAUAAUUGGACGAGGAGGUAAAGCUAUGGGUGAAAUAUUAGGACGAGGGGGUGAAGCUCUUGGUGAAAUAAUAGGAUGA
Molecule: messenger RNA, 897 nt
Organism: Cucumis melo (muskmelon)
Lineage: Eukaryota; Viridiplantae; Streptophyta; Magnoliopsida; Cucurbitales; Cucurbitaceae
Product: protein argonaute 3-like
Exons: 2
Coding region: 1-897 (298 amino acids)
Source: RefSeq, a predicted model, not a curated record